This is a messenger RNA of Magnolia sinica, 1348 nucleotides long. RefSeq lists its product as uncharacterized. Gene Ontology annotation, cellular component: cytoplasm. The record is from RefSeq and is a predicted model, not a curated record. Gene Ontology annotation, biological process: biosynthetic process. Gene Ontology annotation, molecular function: isomerase activity. Lineage: Eukaryota; Viridiplantae; Streptophyta; Magnoliopsida; Magnoliales; Magnoliaceae. The transcript has 6 exons. The coding region runs from base 22 to 1023 and encodes 333 amino acids.
CCCUCUGCCUUGUAUGGUCUUAUGCCGGCUUCCUUCAACUCAAACGGGCUAAUUUUGUCUUUUUCUAAAAUUCAAUCCGGCGAAGCUUCAAAAAUGACGAAAAAACCAAUCCAAUAUGCAAUGAUCGACGCUUUCACUGAUACGGCGUUCAAGGGUAACCCGGCCGCAGUGUGUCUGUUGGAAGAAAAGGAGAGAUUUGAUGAUGAUGAGUGGCUGCAAUCUGUCGCAAGAGAAUUCAACGCCCCUGCGACCGCGUUCUUGACUCGGGUCGGUGCAGCUGAGUCGGAGGAUCGUGACUCGCUGAGUGGAGGCCCGAGUUCGAGAUUCCAACUCAGAUGGUUCACUCCUGUUGCAGAGAUCAAACCUUGCGGUCAUGGAACCUUAGCAGCUUCGCAUUUUCUUUUUACUUCUGGUUUGGCUGGAACAGAUCAAAUCGAGUACCUCACAAAAGCUGGGCUUCUCACUGCCAAAAGGGUCAAUGGAUUUCGGCUAUUAGACAGCAUCUCAAGGCCUUCAAACCAUGAAGUGGACAAAAGCUUUUCUAUUGAAUUGAAUUUUCCUACCAUAGCAGUGAUUGAAUGCAACUCUAUGGAGAUUCCGUCGAUUCCGAGAACACUGAACGGUGCUUUGGUGAUCGAUAUGAUGAAAACUACUCACGGCUAUGCAAUUGUGGUGCUCUCAUCAGGAAAGGCUGUUGCAGAUGUACAACCACAGUUUGAUGAGCUACGAAAUUGUGACGGAAAUGGGGUUAUCAUGACAGGGCUUGCAGAAGGUGGAACGGGAUUUGAUUUUAUCACUCGCUUCUUUUGUCCAAAGUUGGGUAUUAAUGAGGAUCAUGUUUGUGGGAUGGCAAAUUGUGCCUUGGCACCCUACUGGAGUAAAAAGCUGGGAAAGCGCAAUCUAGUCGCCUACAUGGCAUCUCCAAGGGGUGGAAGAUUGGACCUCCAUGUGGAGGAGAACAAGGAGAGGGUGUUGAUUCGAGGCAAAGCCAUUACUAUUGCAUUGGGUUCUCUUUUGGUAUAGUUUUGAAGGGUGUUUACCAUGUGCCACUGGUCGGCUCGUCAGGUCGGCAGGGAAAGGAACGUAGUUGCCAACAGGAUGGGAAGGGAGUGGCCACCCUCUCACCAUUUUUGGCGAGCUGACCCAUCGUUAUUUUCAUUGUGUGAACUUAUUAAGUUGUACAAUAGCAAGGAUGACUACAGUGGGCCAUGUGAGGCACUCUCUUUUGAACUCCUGUUCUUUUGUCAUCUUUGUUUGGUUUUCUAAAAGACAGUUGUUUGAACAAUCAUGUAUGGAUAUCGAAUUCAAGAAAAAAGAAAAAGUAAUAAUUAUUCAGUGAUUAUUUUCA